Molecule: messenger RNA, 631 nt
Organism: Labrus bergylta (ballan wrasse)
Lineage: Eukaryota; Metazoa; Chordata; Actinopteri; Labriformes; Labridae
Source: RefSeq, a predicted model, not a curated record
AUGUCCAUGGACAACAGGAAGAGGCAAUCAGGUUCCUCCAACUCUAUUAACACGGGUUACUGGUCCUCUUUGUUUCUACGGCAACCAGCCAGAGUUCUGAUUGUAGAAGCACUUCCACCCUGGUGGUCCGAGACAUGUGCAGUCCUCUGUGAUGCCCUGGACAACUUCCUGUCCCUGGCUUGUAGUCUGGAUGGACCCUGUAGGAUACCACUACUCAGCCUGUAUGCCAUCAGCAGGCAGCAGGAGUGUCUGCUGCCAUUUGUGCAGGUCCGUGGCAACGUAGCCAGGCUGCGUUCCUGUGUCGACGAGCUGAGAUCUAUUCCAGGUGAAGGUUGCAUCAGAGGAGCAGCCAAAGGAGGCGAGCUGCUGCGACAGGCAGUGCUGGACAGUCUUCAACAGUUCAAACAGUACACCAGACAUACAGCUAAUGGCACCCAUGCUAACAACACAUCUUUGGAGGUGACUGUGGUGACCAGCCAGGCAGGGCGGGGCAUUGUUCGCCAUUUGGAGAUGGGACUCAAAGACGCUGACCUGGUGUCCCUGAAGCGGCUCCUUGUGGUACAGAUCUAUAGUGCAGCAGAAUGGGGCCAGGAAAACCUCUCAACUGAAAACAAACACUCGGAGCCUGAAG